AUGGCGGACCCGUCUGAGAAGACGGACCUCGAGCUCAAGGCGCCAGAUGCCCUCGCCGCCGCCGUGCAGCCCACCAUUUCCAACGACAGCCAGCACACGCGCCCUGAGCCGACUACAAGCAGUCCGCCGAUAACUGGUGCUGAAGCCAGCAGCGGUGAUGAUGAAAAAAUCGAAAAGGGCCCCGAGGACAUCGGCGGCCGAAGCCGACCCAACGAACUCAACCUGACCAAGAGCUAUGCGACCGAUGCGAGCGCCGCGACGGCCGCCACUGCGGCUGCCGCCCAGAACGUUCACAAGCCGUGGUACAAGAGGACGAACCCGUUGCGCUGGGGCGGCAUCCCCAAAGUCCCCGACGAGCGCCUCGUGUCGCGCGAGUACCAGGCCGGCUUCUUCAGCAAGUUGACGUUUCAGUGGAUGACACCACUCAUGUCGACGGGGUAUAAGCGCCAGCUAGAACAAGGCGACAUCUGGACCGUCAACCCCAACCGUGCGGUCGAGCCUCUUACAGUAAGCGUCAAGGAAGCUUUUCAGCGUCGCGUCAAAAACGGCCAGAACAAUCCUCUCUUCUGGGCCCUGCAUGAGAGUUUUCGCUUCGAGUUCUGGCUCGGCGGUUUCUGCGCCGUGCUGGGCACCGUCCUGCAAGUCAUCUCGCCUUUUACCCUGCGCUUUCUCAUCCAGUUCGCGACGGACGCCUGGGUUGCCAAUGUAUCCAAUGGGCCGGCGCCGCCCAUCGGCCACGGAAUCGGGUUGGUCAUUGGCAUCACCCUCAUGCAGAUCAUCCAAAGUUUCUGCAUUAGCCACUUCAUUUACCGCGGCAUGAUGCUGGGUGGCCAGAGUCGCGGCGUCCUCAUCGGAUUGAUCUACGAAAAGGCCAUGGUCAUCUCGGGCAGGGCCAAGGCCGGCGGUGUUCGCGAAACCCUGAUGCCCGAGACGGACGAGACGGACGAGAAGGAGAAGGAGAAUGAGGGCUCUACUCCAGCAGCCAACGCUGGCAAAUCCAAGACGAAAAAGGGCAAAAAGGACAAAAAAGACAAGGGCAAGAACCCACAGGAUGGCCUGGGUUGGGCCAACGGCCGCAUCGUCAACCUCAUGAGUGUCGAUACCUACCGCGUCGACCAAGCCUCCGCCCUCUUCCACAUGAUCUGGACAUCACCCAUUGCCUGCCUGAUCACCCUGAUUCUCCUCCUUAUCAACUUGACGUACAGCGCACUCGCCGGCUUUGGGUUGCUGGUCAUCGGCGUGCCCGCCUUGACGCGCGCCAUACGAAGUCUGUUCCGGCGCCGCAAGAACAUCAAUAAGAUCACCGAUCAGCGAGUGUCUCUCACCCAGGAAAUCCUGCAGUCAGUCCGUUUCGUCAAGUACUUUGGCUGGGAAAAGGCAUUCAUCGGGCGGCUGGGCGAGUUUCGGUCCAAGGAGAUCCAUGCUAUCCAGAUCCUCCUGGCCAUUCGCAAUGCCAUCAACGCCGUGAGCAUGUCCUUGCCCAUUUUCGCGUCGAUGCUUUCGUUCAUCGCCUACUCCUUGUCGAAUCACAACCUUGCUCCGGCUCAGGUCUUCUCGUCGCUCGCGCUAUUCAACGGCCUUCGUAUCCCGCUCAACCUGUUGCCUCUGGUUCUUGGCCAGGUGACCGACGCCUGGUCGUCUCUGAAGAGAAUCGAAGAGUUUCUCAUGGAGGAAGAACAAGAGGAGGAUGUGAUCCAUAGGCCAGACGGCGAGAGUGCGAUUGAGCUGCACGAUGCCUCCUUCACAUGGGAGAGAACCCCAACGCAGGACCCUGACAAGGGCAGCAUUGGCAAAGACAAGAAGCCGACUGCCCCCAAGGCAGGCAAGCCGCAGGAGGGCCAUCGCCCAGCCUCAUCUGGAGAGGACACGGCCAGCACCCUAGUUGAGGAGCGAGAACCGUUCAAGCUGCACGACCUGAACUUGCGGGCAGGUCGUAACGAGCUUAUUGCUGUCAUCGGCACAGUCGGCAGUGGCAAGAGCUCUCUGCUCGCCGCUCUGGCCGGUGACAUGCGCAAGACGAGCGGUGAUGUCGUCUUCGGCGCGUCGCGAGCGUUUUGCCCCCAGUACGCCUGGAUUCAAAAUACAUCGCUGCAGAACAACAUCACUUUCGGCAAGGAAAUGGACCGGGACUGGUACAAAGAAGUCAUCCAAGCAUGUGCUCUUCAAUCCGACCUCGACAUGUUGCCAAAUGGAGACCAGACCGAGAUUGGAGAACGCGGCAUCACCAUCUCAGGAGGACAGAAGCAGCGACUGAACAUUGCCCGCGCCAUCUAUUUCGAUGCGGACGUCGUUCUGAUGGACGACCCCCUCAGCGCUGUCGAUGCCCAUGUGGGUCGACACAUCUUCGACAAUGCAAUCCUCGGGCUGCUCAAGGACAAGUGCCGCAUCCUCGCCACCCACCAGCUCUGGGUGCUUUCGCGCUGCGAUCGCAUUGUAUGGAUGGACGCCGGCAAGAUCCAAGCCGUUGAUACCUUCGACAACCUCAUGCGCGACCAAAGCGGCUUCCGGACCCUCAUGGAGACGACAGCAGUCGAGGAGCAGGAAGAGCGAGCAGAGAAGCAAGACACCCCUGUCGUGGACGCCGAAGCAGAAAAGAAGAAGAACAAGAAGAACAAAAAGGGGGCGGCGCUGAUGCAGCAGGAGGAGAAGGCACAAGCAAGCGUCCCGUGGUCCGUCUACGGCGCCUAUGUGCGAGCCUCAGGGUCCAUGUUCAACGCCCCCCUCGUCAUCUUCGUCCUUAUUCUUUCGCAAGGAGCGAACAUCAUGACGAGUCUCUGGCUGUCGUACUGGACUUCCGACAAAUUUGGCCUGUCUACAGGGCAGUAUAUUGGCAUUUAUGCGGGUCUUGGAGCCUUCCAGGCAAUCCUCAUGUUCCUCUUCUCCGUCCUGCUGUCCAUAUUGGGGACCAACUCCUCCAAGGUCAUGCUCCGCGAUGCCGUCACUCGCGUUCUCCGGGCCCCGAUGUCCUUUUUCGACACCACCCCUCUCGGCCGCAUCACGAACCGCUUCUCGCGCGACGUGGAUGUUAUGGACAACAACCUGACGGAUGCGAUCCGCAUGUACUUCUUCACACUGGCCAUGGUAAGCGCCGUAUUUGCGCUCAUCAUUGCCUUCUUCCACUACUUCGCCAUCGCUCUGGUGCCACUCUACUGCCUCUUCAUCCUCGCUGCCUCGUACUAUAGAGCGUCGGCACGUGAGGUGAAGCGAUUCGAGUCCGUCCUGCGGUCUCAUGUCUUUGCCAAGUUCGGCGAAGGCCUCAGCGGCGUGGCAUCUAUCCGAGCAUACGGACUCAAAACGCGAUUUGUCAACGAGCUGCGGGCCGCCAUCGACGAGAUGAACGGGGCGUAUUACCUCACUUUCUCGAACCAGCGGUGGCUGUCCAUCCGCCUCGACAUGAUUGGCAACGCCCUUGUCUUCACAGUCGGAAUCCUGGUGGUCACGUCUCGCUUCAGUGUCAACCCGUCGAUCGGCGGCCUCGUGCUCAGCUACAUCCUGGCCAUUGUUCAGAUGCUGCAAUUCGCCAUUCGACAGCUUGCCGAGGUAGAGAACGGCAUGAACGCGGUUGAGCGCCUCCGCUACUACGGUACGCAGCUAGAGGAGGAAGCGCCGUUGCAUACUGUCGACGUGCGAGAGACGUGGCCUGAGAAGGGCGAGAUUGUCUUCAACAACGUCGAGAUGCGAUAUCGGGAGAACUUGCCUCUGGUUCUACAGGGCCUGUCCAUGCACGUCAGAGGGGGCGAGCGAAUCGGCAUCGUAGGUCGCACGGGUGCCGGCAAGAGCUCCAUCAUGAGCACGCUCUUCCGCCUUGUCGAAAUCUCGUCAGGGUCCAUCACCAUUGACGGCGUUAACAUCUCCACGAUCGGGCUGUACGACUUGCGCUCCCGGCUUGCCAUCAUCCCGCAAGACCCAACACUGUUCCACGGCACUGUUCGGAGCAAUCUCGAUCCUUUCGGUGAGCACACCGACUUGGAGCUCUGGUCUGCUUUACGACAAGCAGACCUGAUCCCCGCGGAUGCGUCUUUCGAGGACCGUAAGACAGACCCGUCUCGCAUCCACCUCGACUCUAUCGUUGAGGAGGACGGGCUCAACUUCUCGCUAGGCCAGCGCCAACUCAUGGCCCUGGCCCGUGCCUUGGUGCGCGGCUCACAAAUCAUCGUGUGCGACGAGGCGACGUCGAGCGUCGACAUGGAGACGGACGACAAGAUCCAGCGCACCAUGGCCACGGGUUUCCGCGGCAAGACGCUCCUGUGCAUCGCCCACCGGCUGCGCACAAUCAUCGGCUACGACCGCAUCUGCGUCAUGGACGCCGGGCAGAUCGCCGAGCUGGACACCCCCGCCGCGCUGUGGGACAAGGGCGGCAUCUUCAGGGGCAUGUGCGACAGGAGCGGCAUCCGGGCCGAGGACAUCCAGGGCGCGAGGGAGGGCCUCCUCGAACUGGACACGGGCGCGGCGGGGCCGAGCGGCGCGAAGUAA
Molecule: messenger RNA, 4473 nt
Organism: Purpureocillium lilacinum
Lineage: Eukaryota; Fungi; Ascomycota; Sordariomycetes; Hypocreales; Ophiocordycipitaceae
Biological process (GO): transmembrane transport
Cellular component (GO): membrane
Molecular function (GO): ATP binding; ABC-type transporter activity; ATP hydrolysis activity
Source: RefSeq, a predicted model, not a curated record